AUGACCAAUGCUCUGCAGUCGGAAAGCGGUCUCCCUACAGAUUGGAUUGUAAAACAAUCGACCUCUCGAAAUUUACCCUACUAUUUCAACACUCAAACAAGAGAAUCACGUUGGGACCCCCCUGAUGGAACUGACACUGAGGUACUGAAGACCUACAUGGCCAAUAACCAUAGUGCUGCCAACACCAGAACAGAAGGCAUGGAUGCUGGGAAUGGGAAGAUCAGAGCAGCCCACUUACUGGUCAAGCAUAACGAAAGCAGAAGACCACAAAGUUGGCGGGAAGCCAACAUUACCAGAUCAAAGGACGAGGCGCUCAAUAUCAUCAAGGGAUAUCAGGAACAGAUUCAGUCCGGUCAAACCACUCUUGGUGCUCUGGCUGUCUCCGAAUCAGACUGUAGCAGUGCUCGGAAGAGAGGAGAUCUCGGCUUCUUUGGCAAGAAUGAGAUGCAGAAAGAAUUCGAAGAGAAUGCAUUUGCUCUCAAGCCUGGCGAAGUUAGUGGUAUAGUAGAGACUGCUUCUGGUCUCCACUUAAUUGAACGGAUCCAAUGA
Molecule: messenger RNA, 549 nt
Organism: Endocarpon pusillum Z07020
Lineage: Eukaryota; Fungi; Ascomycota; Eurotiomycetes; Verrucariales; Verrucariaceae
Product: Peptidyl-prolyl cis-trans isomerase ssp-1
Exons: 2
Coding region: 1-549 (182 amino acids)
Cellular component (GO): cytosol; nucleus
Molecular function (GO): peptidyl-prolyl cis-trans isomerase activity; protein binding
Source: RefSeq, a predicted model, not a curated record